ACCGGCGAUUCGUGCACCGCUCCGCGCGGAUUCGGUGCGGCAGACGUACGCGGACGUGACGCGAACCCCCAAAAUAUUCCACUUGUCUUCUUCAAUCACGCCCCCCUCGGCCCUCGCCGACAGCGCGGCAGUGCACGCCCCCUCCUUCCUUUCCUUUCCUUUCCCUUUCCUUCCCUCCCUCCCUCAGGUGGAGAGCCGUAGAGUGUGGAGCAGACGCACCGACACUGGAGCGGGCGCCUCCGAUUCCCCACACAGAGGGUUGCGAAGCACCCGCGCCACCAGAUCGAUUCAUCGAUCACCAGGACUCCCCUUCUCCUGAGCCCGGACCAAAUCGAUCGGCAGUGCCGGACGGACGCCUCGACCCCUCCCGUCCCCGGGCACCACCAGAGGAGAGAGAGAGAGAGAGAGAGAGAGAGAGAGAGAGAGAGAGAGAGAGAGAGAGAGAGAGAGAGAGAGGCUCGAUGGCGGCGUCGUGGGCUGCUCCGCCGCCGGGGUACCCGGCCGGGCACGGGCAGGCGUACGGUGGGCAGCCGCCGGCCGCGCCGCAGCCUCAGGCCGCCACGGCGGUGGCCGUGACCGCGGCGAGCAACGGCGUGGGCAACCCCUACGUGAUGGUCACCCCCGCGGCAACCACCCCGUCCACCUGCCAGACCGUCAUGAAGGCGCUGGGCCGGUACGGCAAGCUGCUGGAGGACGGCACCCGCAAGGCCGCCGACGCCACCGGCAACAUCUGGCACCACCUGCGGACCGCGCCGAACAUGGCGGACGCCGCGGUGGCGCGGCUGGCGCAGGGGACCAAGGUGUAUGCGGAGGGCGGCCACGACCGGAUCUUCUACCAGACGUUCGGCGCCAUGCCCGGGGAGCAGCUCCGCAAGGCCUACGCCUGCUACCUCUCCACCUCCUCGGGCCCCAUCAUCGGCACGCUCUACCUCUCCACGGCGCGCCUCGCCUUCUGCAGCGACAGCCCCGUCUGCUACCAGGGCCAGGGCCCUGCCGGUGCCGGCCAGCCACUCGAGUGCAUGUACUACAAGGUGGUGCUUCCCCUGAGCCAAGUGAAAACGGUGAACCCUUCUUCCAGCAUGCGCAACCGGGCCGAGCGGUACAUCCAGAUCACGACCAUGGAUAACCACGAGUUCUGGUUCAUGGGGUUCGUGAACUACGACAAGGCUCUCAAGAAUCUCUACGAAGCUCUGCAGCACCGCGAUGUCCACGUCCACCGCCACAGCUGAAUGUGCCUCGGUUUGAUCCUGCUACCACUGCACUGUACCUGUACUUCGUUCAUGAUGAACCGUGACAUUCUCUAUCUUGAGCUGCUGUUCUUGAAUAAGACGAACACUGAAAAAUUCUGAUGUGCUUGUGCUACUAA
Messenger RNA from Panicum virgatum (switchgrass), 1366 nucleotides. Its product is annotated as GEM-like protein 1. The record is from RefSeq and is a predicted model, not a curated record. The transcript is spliced from 4 exons. Bases 462 to 1229 code for a protein of 255 amino acids. NCBI's taxonomy places the organism in Eukaryota, Viridiplantae, Streptophyta, Magnoliopsida, Poales, Poaceae.